Centropristis striata (black sea bass) is the source of this 4513-nucleotide messenger RNA. RefSeq names its product TATA element modulatory factor 1 (gene tmf1). The record is from RefSeq and is a predicted model, not a curated record. Lineage: Eukaryota; Metazoa; Chordata; Actinopteri; Perciformes; Serranidae. Bases 407 to 3913 code for a protein of 1168 amino acids. Gene Ontology annotation, cellular component: endoplasmic reticulum; Golgi apparatus. The transcript is spliced from 17 exons.
GGCUAAUGCUAGCAAGCUACAAGUUGAGAGCGACCAAAACAAACGAUGACGGCCGAGCAAAGGAGCCGAAAAAAGCUUGGAUUAAGCAUGGGAAUGCUUUCGCUUUGACAGCUGUGGCAAAGUUCGAGAUACGGUAUUAGACAUACCUGUAUUUCUAUUGCGACUUUGAAUGCCAACUGGUCAGUUUGCGAGCUGUAACUGUAUCUGGGAUUGAUGUUCCUGUACACUAACGUUAUGCUUUGGCUAACUUACAGCUUUGCUAACUAGCUAAGUGGAAGCUAGCUGUCAACAAAGCAGAGACGGAUAAAGUGACGGUGCUUUGUGUAAUUACGUUUAUGUCAAAUUCCCUUAAAGAUCCGAGUAAAAAUUUCUGAACUUGGUGAUAGCUAGCUAGCUAACAGUCGAAAUGAGUUGGUUCAACGCAUCUCACCUGUCCACUUUCGCUAAACAAGCUUUAACAACGGCCCAGAAGUCAAUCGACCGAGUUUUGGACAUCAAAGAAGAGGACCAAUGGGGUGACACAGUUGUAAUGCCCUAUGAUGAUGUUACAAUACCUGGAAAGCUGUCACUAAGCGGAGGGUGGGGAAUGACGCAGUGGGAAGCACCCCCUGAAGAAAAGACCACCACUCCUCCUCCUUCCUCUGAGGCCAUUACUACUCCUGUAACCCGUACAGUUGUGGAUGAAUCCGAAAACUUUUUCAGUGCCUUUCUGACCACCGGAGACAUGCAAGGUGUCUCCAACACCCAGGUGGUGUCUGUACCCCCUACUAAGUCUCAAAUGCGGCCUCAAGAGAAGAAGAAAAAGAAAAACAAAGAGGCUGUGGCACAAUUAGAAGUGGAGACUCAAAGGUCAUCACAUGCUGAUGACAGUGAUGAGAGUCAGACAGCUGCUGAAAACCAGCUGGUUGAGCUUGAGUCCUCACCAACAGCACCUUAUGCAGACACUAUCCUCCUGCAGCCAGUUUCUCCUGCUGCUUCUUCCAGCGAUCCUUCUUGUAGCCCUGACAGUAAAACGAGCAGUUUAAAAACAGAUCUUGGCUCUCCAGUUUCUGCAGAAUCAAAAACAGAGCAGUCACAGACUCCAUCAGAUCACCAAGUUGAGCAGGAUACAAUAGACUCACCUGAACCUGCUGCUGUCACUUCUGAACCUAAAAGCUCUACACCUUCUGAUCCUUCGCCCUCCCCGCAGUCAAAGGAAGUACUCAUCGAGCAUAAAGACACAAAGGUGGAGGACCGUCAAAAUGAUACCCCCUCUCCUCCGGUCAGUGCUUUCUCCUCAGGAACCUCUACCACCAGUGACAUUGAAGUGCUUGACCACGAGUCUGUGUUGAGUGAGAGCUCGGCAAGCUCCAGACAAGAAACGGGGGAGGGCAAGGCUGGCCUUCACCUGAUGCAGGGCUCCUUCCAGCUUCUCACUGCCUCCACCUGUGGAGAUUUCCCCCGUCUGGAAGAUUAUUCCAAACUCACAGAGAGCUGCGGCUCUUCCUCGGACGCGUUUGAGCGAAUAGAUUCCUUCAGUGUGCAGUCACUGGAUAGCCGUAGCGUCAGUGAGGUUAACUCGGAUGACGAGAUCCCUGGCAGUCGGACAUUAGCGUCUGUCACCGCAGGCCCUCCUCCUUUAACAGUGUCAUCAGCUGUAUGUCAGAAGCAGGAAGAUGGAGCAGUGGAGAAGGUCGGAGAGGAGCAAGAGGAGGAGCAGGAGGACGAGGAGGAGGAAGAGGAAGAAGAGGGCUUUACUGAUACAAUGAGGGAGCAGUCGGUGGAUGAGAUGGAGGAGAGUGGACGCAGUGCAACACCUGUUAAUAGUGAGCAGCCUGAAGAGUUGACAGAGCAGGAAUCUGAGGCUAAUAUCACACUGUCGGACCCUGCCUCCAUAGCGGAAGAACGGAUCACUCCACCAAUCACUGAAGAGAUGAAAAGUGUCUCAACAGUUCAGAUUUUGGAGCUUCAAAAGGUCAUCGAUGAGCUGUCUGGUCGCCUUGAGAAGAGAGAGUCUCAGCUGCUGGCAGUCAGCAAAGACAAGGCCGGGCUGGAGGAGCAGUGUGACAAUCUCAAAGAUGAAGUGAUAAGCCUGAAGGAGGAGAGCUCCACUGUUCAGUCCCUAAAGGAUGAGUUCACCCAGCGCAUAGCGGAUGCAGAGAGGAAGGCUCAGCUGGCCUGCAAAGAAAGAGACAUAGCCAAGAAGGAAAUAAAGGGCUUGCGAGAAGAGCUUUCUACAAGAUUGAACUCAAGUGAUACAAUGGAGAUCAUCAAAGAGAAGGAAGAGCAGAUCAAAGGCCUGCUGGAAGAAGGUGAAAAGUUGUCUAAGCAGCAGCUGCAGCACAGUAACAUCAUCAAGAAACUGCGAGUGAAGGAGAAGGAGAGCGACACAAGGAUCGCCAAGCAGCAGAGGAAAAUCAAGGAGCAGGAGGAGGAGCUCAGGCAACUGCAGCAGGUUUUGGAUGGGAAGGAGGAGGUGGAGAAACAGCACAGGGAGAACAUCAAAAAGCUGAAUGCUGUGGUGGAGCGGCAGGAGAAGGAGCUGAGCAGGCUGCAGAUGGAUGCUGAGGAGCUGCAGGAGAAGAACCGGAGCCUUCAGGCUGCUCUGGACAACUCUUACAAGGAGCUGGCUGAACUUCACAAGGCACACGUCAGCAGAACCAGUGAGGCAGAAGAAGCAGCCCUUAGCAGGGAAACACAAGCCAAGGAGCAGCUGAGCUUGGCUUUGGAGAAGGCCCAGGAGGAGGCCAGGAUACAACAGGAAGCUCUUGCCAAUCAGGUGGCUGACCUGAGACUGGCUCUGCAGAGGGCUGAGCAACAGCAAGGGAGGAAAGAAGAUUAUCUGCGGGAGGACAUCAGUGAGCUGCAGCAGAGGCUUCAGGAGGCAGAAACCAGGAACCAGGAACUCAGUCAGAGUGUUACCUCUGCAACACGGCCUCUACUGCGGCAGAUUGAGAAUUUACAGGCCUCACUGGGUGGACAGACUGCAUCCUGGGAAAAACUGGAAAAGAACAUUUCUGAUAGGCUGGCGGAUGCUCAGGCACAGCUGGCUGUUGCUGUAGAGAAGGAACGAUCAGCGACUGAAGAGCUUCUGUCUAUUAAGACCCAGCUGGCCUCUUUGGAGUCCCAGAAUUCCAUGUUUCGCCAGGAGAAGGCCCGCCUCCUGGCGCAGCUGGAUGCCGAGAAGUGCAAGAGAGAGAAACUGGAGGAUGAGAGCAGCAGGGAGCAUGUGGAUUUGGAAAAUCUGCGAGGAGAACACAUACGCUUGCUAGAAGAUGCCAAGAAAGAAAAGCUGCUGCUGGCCAAUCAGUUAGAGAUGGAGAAGAUGAAGGUGGAGCAAGAGAAGAAGAAAUGCUAUUUAGCACAAGAGGCACUCAAGGAAAAGGAGCGGAAGGCCAUGACCUACUCUGUAGGAGAGGCCCCAGCCUCCUCCACACCCUCCCUGUCCCGCUCCAGCUCCAUCAGUGGGGUAGACAAUGCUGGUCUACACACCUCUAUUCUUUCCCAGGAUGACUGUUUAGAACACUCUCUGGGUACCAUGACCAUGUCGAUGUCGAUGAGUGGGACCAACCUGUACGAGGCUGCCCGUCUGUCUGGAGGCUCCAGCAUCAUGGAGAACCUGCAGUCUCAGCUCAAACUCCGAGAAGGAGAGAUCGCACAACUGCAGCUGGAGAUCUCCAGUCUAGAGAGGAGUCGUUCUGUGAUGGCGGAAGAACUGGUCCGACUUACUAAUCAAAAUGAUGAGAUGGAGGAGAUGGUGAAGGAGAUUCCCAAGUUGAAAGUUCAACUCAAGGAUCUGGAGCAGAGGCACAACACCAUCCUGCAGAUGUACGGAGAAAAGGCUGAAGAGGCAGAGGAGCUGAGACUGGACCUUGAAGAUGUGAAGAACAUGUACAAAACUCAGAUUGAUGAACUGCUGCAGAACCAGAAAUAAUUUACUGGACUUUUGGUGCUUCUGGGACACUCGCAAACAAAUCAGUUGACCAUCUUAGCCACAUAUGCAUUCACAGAAACAGAUAGGGCAGAGAAUUAAAAUUUAAUCACUGUGUCGAACUCUUUUUUUCUUUUCUUUAUCUAUUAUUUUAUUUUAAUUAAUUAUCACAUAUUAUGUAUUUAAGUGGGUUGUUGGGGUAAUGCAUAACAUACAAUAUAUUACAGAAUCAGUAUGAAGGAUAGCCACAGUUGGUGAUUCUGAUGUCCAUUUGAAAUAUUUGGGGCUUAGCACAAACUUUGCUUUCUGCAUACUUUUUCAUGAUUAAACCUUUUACAUGGUAUUGUAUAGACAGUUUAUAACUGUAGGAGAUGGUCAAGGGUUUUUGCACUAUCAAGUUUCAUCCUUGUGUAUUUCUUCAUGCAUUACCAGAAUGGUUUAAGAAAUAUAAGAAGUUAUUGUACAGAGAAAUCUAUGUAUUGAUCUUAAGUCCUUACAAAUCACACAUUGUGGUGUAGACCUGAGAGUAGUCUGUGAUAGAAAUCCUAAAGAUUGGAUUCUAAACUUUAUAAAUAUGUAAAUGAAUAAACAUUUAUUUGGGUG